Molecule: messenger RNA, 1770 nt
Organism: Cladocopium goreaui
Lineage: Eukaryota; Dinophyceae; Suessiales; Symbiodiniaceae
Source: the annotation of a GenBank genome assembly
AGUCCCCUUUGGCUCAACUCAACGGUAUCCACCAUGAGCGACUUCAAGCUGUCUGAACCUCCUGGGUCGCCAAGCACACCGGAGGAAUGGGAGCAGCGCUUCAAAACGUUGCUGCGGAGCAACAACUCUGAGCUCAUCAAACAGCUGGAGCUGGUGCUUGGCAACUAUGGAUUCAGUGCGCCGGUGGUUGCACCGGAGGAAGAGGAAGAUCUGGAUGAUUCGAUCCCUAACGAGUUGUGGUCGGAGCUUGAGGGCUCCAAUGGCUCCAAUGGGGAGAUGGUGGAAUCCUCCCGCUCCCCCGUGAGCAAGGGAAGCAGGCUUUCGAUCACCUCGCUGGAUUCUGGAGAUGACAAGUUGUACCAGGAGAAACUGAUGAAGGAUCAGAAGAAGGCAAAUCGUAAAGCCUUUGGCAGGGCCAGUGGAGUCGUGCGACCGACUGGUAUGAUGCACCACACCAAGAGAAUCGUGAACUCUUGGAUGUUUGAGGUCUUUUUUGCGUCAGCUAUCUUGUCGAAUUCUCUACUCAUUGGUGUGCAAGUGCAUUAUGCAGCCCAAAGCAUGGGGAGCCCCUUGCCGCCUGCAUUCUUUAUCGUUGAACAGGUUUACGCCCUGCUUUUCCUCGUGGAGCUGAUCUUGCGAGUCUUGGCCGAGGGCUGGCCAUUUUUUUGGUCGUCGCCAAAUAUGGUCUGGAACUACUUGGAUGUGAUUAUUGUCUUCACCAGCGUCCUGAACUUGGUGUCAGAGAUUGCCAUGGAUCAGUUGGCCUCAGAUGCAGAUGCCUUGAUGUCUGGCAACGUUCGAAUCAUCCGCAUCCUACGGGUGACCCGAGUGAUUCGCGUGGUGCGAGUGGUGAAGAUUGUACGAUUCAUCAGAGCCCUGAGGUCGUUAGUUCACUCGAUCUUUGGGACUUUGAAGGUGCUCAUGUGGUCAGUCCUAUUGUUAAUGAUGAUUAUCUACGUGUUUGCCAUAGUUUUUACGGACGUGUCCACGGAAUACAUCAGCAACUUUGAGAUCAGUGCGACAGAGACAGCCUUCCUGCGAUUGCGCUUUUCGGAUUUGGAGCGUUCAAUGCGAACGUUGUUCCAAAGCAUCUCCAAUGGCUUGACCUGGGGAGAAGUGGCCGACAACAUGUACAGACUUAGCUGGAUAUGGGGAUAUCUAUAUCUCAUAUACGUCGCGUUCUGUUGCUUCGCUGUCCUAAAUGUCAUGACCGGUGUGUUUUGCCAAUCAGCAAUUGAAAGCGCUGAACGGGAUCAAGAACUGCAUGUUCAAUCGGUAGUGACUUCCAAGCAGCAACAAGUCGAGAUGUUCAUGUCUGUCUUCAAGUCCAUUCAGAUUGAACGGGGCGACGUGGCUUCAGAAAAUCUCACCUACAUGGAAUUUGAAGCUCUCUUCAACGAACCUCACAUCCAAUCAUUCUUCCAGUCUUUGGACGUGGAAACGAGCGAUGCGUGGACCCUUUUCAAAUUGAUGGACACGAGUGGCAACGGUGACCUGGAUGCCACGGAAUUUGUCGAAGGAUGCAUGCGCCUCAAAGGCCCUGCGCGGUCCAUUGAUGUGUCCCUGCUGAUGCAGGAGCACAAACGUCUGCGUAAGAAGCUCCUGACCAUGGAUCAAUUGCUGCAGGAGAUGCAUGCGUCGAUGUUGCCCCAGAGCGCAGCGAAAGCUCGAGCGCGGAAGGUCAGCAGGAUCUCAUCAAAGUUAAGCUGAAGGCCCUUUGUUUAGCAUGGUCGAAGAUGGCCAAGCCAUGAACUUCGAUAUCUACAUGAG